Protobothrops mucrosquamatus (brown spotted pit viper) is the source of this 2555-nucleotide messenger RNA. RefSeq names its product Rho related BTB domain containing 2 (gene RHOBTB2). The record is from RefSeq and is a predicted model, not a curated record. The coding region runs from base 7 to 2190 and encodes 727 amino acids. NCBI's taxonomy places the organism in Eukaryota, Metazoa, Chordata, Lepidosauria, Squamata, Viperidae. The transcript is spliced from 9 exons. Gene Ontology annotation, molecular function: GTP binding; protein binding; GTPase activity. Gene Ontology annotation, biological process: small GTPase-mediated signal transduction.
CAAUUAAUGGAUUCUGACAUGGAUUAUGAAAGGCCAAACGUAGAAACCAUCAAGUGUGUUGUGGUUGGGGACAACGCAGUGGGCAAGACUCGGCUUAUUUGUGCCCGUGCAUGUAAUGCCACACUGACUCAGUAUCAGCUCCUCGCUACCCAUGUGCCCACCGUCUGGGCUAUUGAUCAGUACCGUGUUUGCCAGGAGGUACUGGAACGCUCCCGGGAUGUUGUAGAUGAUGUUAGCGUUUCCUUACGGCUUUGGGAUACCUUUGGGGACCAUCACAAAGACAGGCGUUUCGCUUAUGGAAGAUCUGAUGUCGUAGUGUUAUGUUUUUCCAUUGCUAAUCCCAACUCCCUCCACCAUGUGAAGACCAUGUGGUACCCCGAGAUUAAGCAUUUCUGUCCCAGAGCACCGGUCAUCUUGGUGGGCUGCCAGCUUGACCUUCGCUAUGCUGACCUAGAAGCAGUGAAUAGAGCCAGGCGACCUUUAGCCAGGCCAAUCAAACAAAAUGAAAUUCUGCCUCCAGAGAAAGGACGAGAGGUGGCCAAAGAGCUGGGCAUCCCUUACUACGAGACCAGUGUAGUAGCCCAAUUUGGCAUCAAGGAUGUCUUCGACAAUGCCAUCCGAGCUGCCCUCAUCUCCCGCCGGCAUCUCCAGUUCUGGAAGUCCCACCUCCGUAACGUUCAAAGACCUUUGCUGCAGGCCCCUUUUUUGCCUCCCAAGCCUCCACCCCCCAUCAUCGUUGUGCCCAACCCUCCUUCCAACAACGAAGAGCGUCCAGCCCACUUGCUGGAGGACCCUUUGUGUGCAGACGUUAUCUUGGUGCUGCAAGAGAGAAUCAAAAUCUACGCGCACAAGAUCUACCUCUCUACCGCCUCCUCUAAGUUCUACGACUUGUUCCUGAUGGAUCUGAACGAGGAGGACCAAGAGGAGAUGGCGGGAAGCAGCAUCAGGAUGGGUGCUGCGGAGCGAGCGGCUCCUCAGGAACGGCACCAUCAUGGGCGGGAAUUCCUCCUGAGGGCUGCUAGCUUUGACAUCUGUGAGAGUACAGAAGAAGCUGGUUCCGGUCAGCAAAAACCGUGCCUUAGAGCCUCCACCAGUGAUGGGAUUUUGCGGGGCAAGAACUAUGGGGAACGAGGGCUAAAGAGGGGGAGGAUCCUCUCCACUUGGAGCCGUGCCUUUGUCAGCAUCCAGGAGGAGAUGGCAGAUGACCCCAUGACCUACAAGCCCCGGCUAAUGGUGGUAGUGAAGAUGGAUCCUUCCAUCCAGCUGGGACCGUUCAGGGCCGUGCUGAAAUACCUUUACACCGGGGAGCUGGAUGAGAACGAGAGAGAUCUCAUGCAUAUUGCUCACAUUGCUGAACUGCUUGAAGUCUUCGACCUCAGGAUGAUGGUGGCUAACAUCCUCAAUAACGAGGCAUUCAUGAACCAGGAGAUCACCAAAGCCUUCCAUGUCAGGAGAACCAAUCGGGUGAAAGAAUGUCUGGCCAAGGGGACUUUCUCUGAUGUCACUUUUAUACUGGAUGACGGUGCUAUCAGUGCUCACAAACCCUUGCUGAUCUCCAGUUGCGACUGGAUGGCUGCCAUGUUUGGGGGUCCUUUCGUCGAGAGCUCAACUCAGGAGGUAGUGCUACCAUACACCAGUAAGAGUUGCAUGCGAGCAGUGCUUGAGUACCUGUAUACUGGCCAGUUUUAUUCUUCUUCAGACCUUGAUUACAUGAAACUCAUCAUCUUGGCCAACCGCUUGUGUCUGCCACACCUGGUUGCACUCACAGAACAGUUCACUGUGUCUGGUUUGAUGGAAGCAACACAGUUGUUAGUGGAUAUAGACGGUGAUGUCCUUGUGUUCCUGGAGCUGGCUCAGUUCCAUGGUGCCUACCAGCUUGCCGAUUGGUGCCUCCACCAUAUCUGCACCAACUACAACAAUAUCUGUCGCAAGUUUCCUCGGGAAAUGAAAGCAACGUCAACAGAAAAUCAGGACUACUUUGAGAAGCAUCGUUGGCCCCCCGUUUGGUACCUGAAGGAAGAGGAUCAUUUCCAGAGAGCCAGGAAAGAGCGCGAGAAGGAAGACUACCUCCAUCAGAAACGGCAGCCAAAGAGACGGUGGCUCUUCUGGAAUGCCUCUUCCCCAUCCUCAUCUGCCGCCACAGCUUCCUCUUCCUCUUCUUCCUCCUCCUCUUCCUCUGCUGUGGUUUGAAGGUUGCACUGCCUACGCUUCCGAUGGCUCUUAGAAGGAGUGAGCCUACUGGUGCCCGGCGUUCCAAAGCCGUGGUGAGAUACCACUGGCUGAGGCCCUCAGAGGAGAAAAAUCAGCAUGAAUCUCCCUGAGAGGCUGAUGAGAAAAACCUGAAGGAGAGCAGCUCGGGAGCCAGAAUACCCAACAACUCAUCCAGAGCUCCAGGUGGUCUCCAUCCCUGUCUCAGCUAGUCUAGAAGCACAGCAGACGGAGAGACCUCCACCGGUGGAACGGAAAGCAGUCCUGUUUCUUUCCAAGAGGCUCACUCAUCUAGUGGGACUGACCUUUUUUUGCAGAAAUGCUGGAGGAGGGUGUUUUUGUUUGUU